Molecule: messenger RNA, 2373 nt
Organism: Gastrolobium bilobum
Lineage: Eukaryota; Viridiplantae; Streptophyta; Magnoliopsida; Fabales; Fabaceae
Product: ABC transporter B family member 25
Exons: 17
Coding region: 79-1977 (632 amino acids)
Biological process (GO): transmembrane transport
Cellular component (GO): membrane
Molecular function (GO): ATP hydrolysis activity; ABC-type oligopeptide transporter activity; ATP binding
Source: RefSeq, a predicted model, not a curated record
GUAUUAUUGGUACUGGCACUAUUAUAAUUUGGAGGGUGGGAGUGAGAGAGAGAGAGGCACUUGUUGUGGUUGAGGAGGAUGAACGCACAUGGAAGUGAAAGAGCACCUCUCUUAGAGGCUGAGCGUGGUGGAAGGGGAAAGAGAGAUGAUGCCUCAGCAGGUCAAGUCUCAGACCUUGAGCAUGGUGAUGCAGUGCCGGCGGCAAAUGUGGGAUUCUUUCGGGUGUUUUCACUUGCAAAGCCUGAGGCUGGAAAGUUGGUGAUUGGUACCGUGGCUCUGUUGGUUGCUGCCACAACAAGUAUCUUAGUUCAAAAAUUUGGUGGGAAUAUAAUCGACAUUGUCUCAGGGGAUCUGCGAACUCCUGAGGAUAAAGACAAAGCUUUGAAUGCUGUCAAGAGCACCAUACUAGAAAUCUCUCUUAUUGUUGUUAUUGGUUCAGUUUGCACAGCACUUCGAGCUUGGCUUUUUUCUUCUGCUAGUGAAAGGGUUGUUGCACGGCUGAGAAAGAAUUUGUUCAGUCACCUUGUAAACCAGGAGAUAGCCUUCUUUGAUGUUACUCGAACUGGGGAACUUUUAAGUAGGCUAUCUGAAGAUACACAGAUCAUAAAGAAUGCUGCAACUACCAAUCUUUCCGAGGCCCUGAGAAACUUAUCAACUGCAUUUAUUGGUCUUAGCUUCAUGUUUGCAACAUCAUGGAAGUUAACAUUGUUGGCUUUGGCUGUUGUACCUGUUAUUUCUGUUGCUGUUCGUAAAUUUGGCCGUUUCCUGCGUGAACUUUCUCAUAAAACUCAAGCAGCAGCUGCAGUAGCUUCUUCAAUUGCUGAGGAAUCCUUUGGUGCAAUAAGAACAGUAAGAUCUUUUGCCCAAGAAUAUUAUGAAAUAACACGCUACUCUGAGAAAGUCGAUGAGACACUUAAGCUUGGACUUAAACAAGCUAAAGUUGUUGGACUCUUUUCUGGAGGCCUUAAUGCAGCAUCUACACUUUCAGUUAUUGUAGUUGUUAUAUAUGGAGCUAACUUGACAAUCAAGGGUUCCAUGUCCUCAGGCGAUCUUACAUCUUUCAUUCUUUAUAGUCUCUCGGUGGGAUCUUCUAUAUCUGGUCUGUCAGGGUUGUACACAGUAGUUAUGAAAGCUGCAGGUGCUAGCAGAAGAGUAUUUCAAAUUAUGGAUCGUGUCUCAUCCAUGCCUGUGUCGGGAAAUGAAUGUCCUCUGGGCGAUGGAGAUGGGGAAGUGGAACUAGAUGAUGUAUGGUUUUCCUAUCCAUCACGCCCUAAUCAUCCAGUGCUCAAGGGCAUUUCGCUGAAGCUGCAGCCUGGCUCAAAGGUUGCUCUUGUUGGUCCAAGUGGUGGGGGAAAGACUACAAUUGCAAACUUAAUUGAAAGAUUUUAUGACCCAACCAAGGGAAAGAUUACGCUGAAUGGGGUUCCUCUGGUAGAAAUAUCACACAAGCAUUUACACAGAAAGAUCAGUAUAGUGAGUCAGGAGCCUACACUCUUCAACUGUUCCAUAGAGGAGAACAUAGCUUAUGGAUUCGAUGGCAAAGUUAACCCUGAUGAUAUAGAAAAAGCAGCUAAAAUGGCCAAUGCGCACGAAUUUGUAUCAAAAUUCCCAGAAAAAUACAAGACCUUUGUUGGAGAGCGCGGGGUGAGGCUUUCAGGAGGGCAGAAACAGAGAAUAGCAAUUGCUAGAGCCCUGCUUAUGGACCCAAAAAUUCUCCUUCUGGAUGAAGCCACCAGUGCCUUAGAUGCUGAAAGCGAAUACCUAGUGCAAGAUGCCAUGGAUUCUAUCAUGAAGGGAAGGACAGUUCUAGUGAUUGCUCAUAGGUUAUCAACUGUGAAAACUGCUGAUACUGUUGCAGUUAUUUCUGAUGGCCAAGUAGUUGAAAGUGGUACACAUGAUGAACUUCUCAACAAGGAUGGUGUGUAUACUGCUUUAGUCAGGAGACAACUACAAACAACAACGAAAGCCGAAAUCUAGUCUCUGUCUAGCAAAUUAUGAAUAACUGUUACCACGUUGAGGAGAGGGGGCACAUGAUACUUUUGAGUUUGAGGAACAAGUUCCUUAGGAGGCCCUCACUAUCACAGUUGAAAGUGUUACUAUUUAGCAAGAAAUUGUGGAUAAUGGUCGUUAACUACCCCUCCCCUCUAGUCUAAAGACCUCCUUGGAUUAAGUAUUCUGUUUUUCUCCACUUGAAAUGAGUAACUACCAAGAUUUUAAAUCCUCACAAGAGAUGCUUGAAAUUUCAGGCUGUGUCUACAAGUACAAACAAUUAGUGCUGUUCUCUUCACCACAUUAUCACGAGAAUGUGGGAUGUGAUUUUAAUUUUCUUUUAAUCAAACCAUAUCCUUUUUUAUGGCGAGUAAUUUUCUUCAC